This is a messenger RNA of Labeo rohita (rohu), 2601 nucleotides long. It is a transcript of the gene nherf1b, whose product is annotated as NHERF family PDZ scaffold protein 1b. NCBI's taxonomy places the organism in Eukaryota, Metazoa, Chordata, Actinopteri, Cypriniformes, Cyprinidae. Gene Ontology annotation, cellular component: apical plasma membrane. The record is from RefSeq and is a predicted model, not a curated record. Gene Ontology annotation, biological process: protein localization to plasma membrane. Gene Ontology annotation, molecular function: signaling receptor binding; protein-membrane adaptor activity.
AUGUGCUGCCGAUCAAACACUCGAACACUAGAACUUUCUCUUCAUACUUUAUCAACAACAAAUCCCUUCAUUUACUGAGGCCGAGCGGGAUAACAUGCUUCACCCGUGAGCAUCUGAGCGCAGGACUCUCAUUUAUUCUUCACUUCUAUUUAUUUGUCAGAUUCGAUCAACAGGUGACUCGCGUGAUGCCCAGCCAGACUCUGCGCCCGCGUCUCUGCGUCCUGGAGAAGGGCGAGAACGGGUACGGCUUCCAUCUGCAUGGAGAGAAGGGCAAAAGCGGCCAGUUCAUCCGCCUGGUGGAGCCCGACUCCCCCGCCGAGCUGGCCGGUCUACGCGCGGGGGACAGGUUGGUGUUCGUCAACGGAGAGCGAGUGGAGAGCGACAGCCACCAGCAGGUCGUGGCGAGGAUACGCUCCAGCGACGGGAACCUGGAGCUCAUAGUGGUGGACGUGGACACCGACCAGCUGCUGAAGAAACACGAGCUGAAGUGUUUGAAGGAAUUUGUCACAGAGGGGAUUCCGGUGCCCGAGUGUGAUGAUGAGCCCGAGAUCAGCGAUGAGAUGAUGCGGGAGGACACUCCGCCUCCGCCGCCGGUGCCGGAGAGGAAAGGAGAAAUCAUUCCCGUUCACAUUCCCGUGGUGGAGAAACUCAGGACAUCAGUGAGCUCAGAAACGGACUUGAAGCUCCAUCUCAGACCCCGGCUAUGUGUCAUUAAGAAAGGCCCCAGUGGCUUUGGCUUUAACCUGCACAGCGAAAAAAACAGGCCCGGCCAGUACAUCAGAGCUAUAGAUGAGGAUUCGCCAGCACAGAGAUCCGGCCUGAAGCCCAAAGACCGGUUGAUACAGGUCAAUGGGGUUUUGGUGGAGGGGAAACAGCAUGCUGAGGUGGUGGCCACUAUUAAAGCCGGGGGUGACAACACGUCACUCUUGGUCGUAGAUCCAGACACAGAUGCUUUCUUCAAGAAGUGUCGAGUGACACCCAGUGCGGAACACCUCACAGGACCGCUGCCUGAACCUGUGGUCAACGGAGACAUGGAGGACAAGGUUAAUGGAAAUGUGGCCAAAGAGGUGGAGCUGAAGGACUCAAAGCUAUCAAUCAGUCCGUCCCCAUCCAACGCAUCCUCCAAUGCCUCCCUCACCACUCCACCCACUGGGACUCCGCCCCCUGAGGCCGUAGAGGCGUCCAUCAUAGAUGCCAUCCCAGAGCUCAAUCUGUCCCUCCAGCAGGUGAAAGAGCGUGCUCACCAGAAACGCUCCAAUAAGAAAGCUCCACCCAUGGACUGGAACAAGAAAAAUGAGCUCUUUAGUAACCUAUAGACCUCCGGUCAUGUGUCCACCCAUUGAUCCAUCCAUCAGCUCUGUUUAAGACUUGAUGAAACAGAGCUGAUCUUAUAAUGAGGUUAAAGUCAUCAAUAAAGUAGGCUCACUAUGAUGUAUGUACAGUGUGUAUAUAUACACACCGAUUUCUAUGUAUUCAGAAUUAUGUAUUUGAAUUACUAACAGAUUCUAUUAGAUGACAUCAGCUACAAAUGGAAUGUAACAUUCUAUGACUGUGAUGUAUUACAAUCAUUGGCUGUGUUCAGAAUGGAGUACUAACUCACUGUAAUAUUACUGCUCACUGAAUACUGUACAUUACACACUGUAUACUGCGUACUGUUUUAGAAUUUAGUAAAACAGUAGUAGAAGUGUUAUGCUUUUAUGCAUACAGUGGUAUGCUAUAAUGUUGUCACACAACCAUUACUUUGCAUGUUUAAUUUAAUGAGCAGCAUCCACUUAUCAUGUUGAGAAUAAAGUUUAUUUUGUAUUCAAUUUUGUGUAAAUAUGUUUUUAUAGGGUUUGGCAGUUUGAUUAAACAAUAGGUAGAAACACAUGCCUGUAAUUCCAGUUCAUUAGCAAAUGGAAAGACAAGUCACGCUGCAUUGUGGGAUACAGUACUUCAGCAACUUGUGCACACUAUACAUGACAUAAAUAGUAAUAUUACAUUAGUAUGCUAUUCUGAACAGAGCCAUUGUACCUAAUCCAGCAGAUUUGACAUUGAGCAGAUUUGAUUCUGCUGUGUGUGUAUGUUUGUGUUUAAGGAGUUUUGGUUCUAGUUUGAUUUCUGACUGAUUUUUUUAAGCCGCUCUCAUUUCUCUACCUGCUGAGAAUCAUUUCAUUGUUUUAUAAUGAAGGACCAAAUGAAGAGUAGAUAGAAGUGAAUCCUGAACUCCUGACUGUCAGCCAAUGAGUGUGCUUGAUCAUUUUGAAUGACUGAAUAUAGUAAUCUCGCUUUCUAUUAUAAAAAGAUUUCAGCACACUGAAAUCUAACCUGCAAUGAAGCAUUUUCUAUUCAGUACAAUAUUAAAUAAAAAAUAAAAAAUUACUAGUGGCCUGAGAUGUUUGAAGCCCACUGUAUGUUUCUGCUAGUGUAUCAUGAUAUGUGUUCUAAUCACUGAAGUUUUCUGAGUCACAUUUGUUUUUGUUUUUCUAUGUAGUACAGUGUUGACAUGUCAUUACAUAAUCUGCACUUCUGAUCAUUGUGACAGUGUGACAGUGUCAUGUCCUGUAUGUGUGCACAUGUGAAUGUUAUUUCUAUAUGUAACAAUACAUUUUGUUCAGAAAA